This is a messenger RNA of Thalassophryne amazonica, 4327 nucleotides long. RefSeq names its product ariadne homolog 2 (Drosophila) (gene arih2). Gene Ontology annotation, cellular component: ubiquitin ligase complex; cytoplasm. The transcript has 16 exons. Lineage: Eukaryota; Metazoa; Chordata; Actinopteri; Batrachoidiformes; Batrachoididae. Gene Ontology annotation, biological process: protein polyubiquitination; positive regulation of proteasomal ubiquitin-dependent protein catabolic process; ubiquitin-dependent protein catabolic process. Gene Ontology annotation, molecular function: ubiquitin conjugating enzyme binding; zinc ion binding; ubiquitin protein ligase activity. The coding region runs from base 363 to 1898 and encodes 511 amino acids. The record is from RefSeq and is a predicted model, not a curated record.
GGAUGUGACGUCACUGAUAAGCAGCUCUGUGAAGCUUGUGUCUACAAACAUCCGAGCAGAAAGUAAAAUCGCACGUUGGUGACUGAACCCACGUCGCUCUCACCGUCUGUUGUCUUCUUAGGUUGACCUGCAGCCAGUUUUCCAAAUGAGUGACGGGGAGUGUGACUUCUUUUGCUUCUUCCGCUGUUGCUGAGCGCGCGCCGUACGCGCCUCAGGCGGCCAGGAAGAAGAGGUGUCUGGACGGCAUCAAGAGGAAAGUGAAGGAGAGGUGGAGCAUCAGACGAGCCAUUUCGGCCAAUCGGACUGCUAGGCUCCGACAGGUAGGCAGGCUGUCUACCUGUCCGAGUGACUGAGUCGAUUGGAUGUCUGUGGACAUGAACAGUCAGGCGUCGGACAGCAAUGAAGAAGAUUUCUGUGUGAAUUCUGAAGAAGAGGAGGAUGAAGAUGAUGGAGGUGAUGAGGAAGAUCAGGGUGACAUUGCAGCCUACUAUGAGGGAGUAGCCAGCGAUGUUGAGCAACAGGGUGCCGACUCCUUUGACCCAGAGGAGUACCAGUUCACCUGUCUGACCUACAAGGAGAGCCAGAGGGUGCUGACGGAGGAGGUGAACACUGUGGCUGCUGCGCUUAAGGUUUUGCCAGCAGUAGCAAAACUGAUCCUGGUGCAUUUUCACUGGCAGGUUUCACAAAUACUGGACAGGUAUAAGUCCAACUCGUCUCUGCUGUUAUCAGACGCUCUGGUUCAGCCCAGCGGCAGCUGCAGAUCAGUCACUGCCCCUCAGUCCCUCCAGUGUGGUGUGUGUCUACAGGUUGUACGGAGAGACUCCCUGCUGGCUCUGCCCUGCCAGCACUCAUUCUGUAAAGCAUGCUGGGAGCAGCACUGCACUGUACUGGUCAAAGAUGGCAUGGGAGUAGGUAUUUCAUGUAUGGCUCAGGACUGUUCCCUGCAGAUACCAGAAGACUUUGUCUUUCCGCUGCUUCCAGGAGAGGAGUUGAAGGACAAAUACAGACGCUACCUCUUCAGAGACUACGUUGAGAGUCACUUCCAGUUACAGUUGUGUCCGGGUGCGGACUGUCCCAUAGUCAUCAAGGUGCAGGAGCCCCGGGCGCGCAGGGUUCAGUGCAGCCGCUGCAGUGAAGUCUUCUGUUUUAAAUGCCGUCAGAUGUAUCACGCACCCACAGACUGUGCAACGAUCCGUAAAUGGCUGACCAAAUGUGCCGACGACUCUGAGACGGCCAACUACAUCAGUGCACACACUAAAGAUUGUCCUAAGUGCAAUAUUUGCAUUGAGAAGAAUGGAGGGUGCAAUCACAUGCAAUGCUCCAAGUGCAAACACGACUUCUGCUGGAUGUGUCUUGGUGACUGGAAGACUCACGGCAGUGAAUAUUAUGAGUGCAGCCGCUACAAAGAAAACCCGGACAUCGUCAACCAGAGUCAGCAGGCUCAGGCCAGAGAGGCCCUCAAGAAAUACCUCUUCUACUUCGAGAGGUGGGAGAACCACAACAAGUCUCUGCAGCUGGAGGCUCAGACAUACCAGAGGAUCCAGGAGAAGAUCCAGGAGAGGGUAAUGAACAACCUGGGAACGUGGAUCGACUGGCAGUAUCUGCAUAAUGCAGCCAAGCUUCUGGCUAAGUGUCGCUACACGCUGCAGUAUACAUAUCCAUAUGCCUACUACAUGGAGUCCGGCCCCCGCAAGAAGCUGUUUGAGUACCAGCAGGCGCAGCUGGAAGCAGAGAUCGAGAACCUGUCCUGGAAGGUGGAGCGAGCCGACACCUAUGAGAGGGGAGUGGUGGGAGGAGAGGGGGAGCUCAACGCCAGUGACAGAGGGGAUCUGGAGAAUCAGAUGCACAUCGCUGAGCAGAGGCGACGCACGCUGCUGAAAGAUUUCCACGACACCUGAUGCUCCAAUGCUACUGCAAAGCACCAGCAUCUCCUUCCUUCCUUUUUCUUCCAAGACCAUCCCUCGGUGCCGUCACUCUGACCCCUCCCACUUCUCUCCGCCUCCUCCUCUCGCGCGCACACGCUGCAGGGUUCCAGAGUUGCACGAUUGUAUCUCCUCCUCCUCCUCCAUCCUUUACUCAUGAUUCAGAGCAUCUCGAUGGGCGUGGUCACACUCGGGUGGUUUUCAGAUCUGAUCAUACAGGUCAAAGGGCGUGCGGUUUUUGUCGCGAUUAGCUGACGCUAUGAACUGUUCAGAGCAGUUUGUUGAGUUUGAGAUUUAUGCUACGACGCUGCUAAGAAAAGAGAAUCAUUCACUGCUGUUAGAUCAAAUCAAUUCAAAGCUAACGUGAGAGAAUAAUUUGUUCUCCUACGAGGACAGUGCCGACACUGCACCGGCGCGCUGUGGUUUAACGUUGGCCAUAACGGCGAGCAGCGGCUGUGUUGGUAGCAGCGACCCGCCUGGCCUGAACGCAUUCACUGAUAUUAUUCAUAACCUUCUGCAUGUUUGAAUUUCAGUUAGUUUGAGUAAUGAAGGCCUGCUGCUGAUUUACUUCUGCUGAUUCAAAAUCUGGAAAACAUCUUGUGUUUUACUGAGCGACUGUCCGGAAGUGACGACGCAGAGUUUCCAUUGAGAGAAAUGAGGAAAGCUGCAAAUUAACGCAACCUAAAAGAAGACUGUUAAACUGUAACAACCUUAUUAUUAUUAUUAUUAUUAUCAUAGUUUCUGCAGUGUAAGUCACACCUUUUUUCUGUAUUACCAGCGCUUUGGGAUUGUUGUGCAUUGGUGUAGUUUACUCUCUUUAUUGGUGUCUAUUUUGUGUAUUAUUAUUAUUAUUAUUAUUAUUAAAUGUGGUUUUGUUUUUUGGGUGCGGGAAUAAGUCAAGAAUUUUUUUUUUUUUUUUUUUAACUAUUUUGUGAGGUCGGUGUGACUUGUAUACUGAAAAAUGACACACUUACUAAUUAUAAUGACUAAUUUAUAUGGGACAUUACCAGGAAUCAAAGCACGAAACAAAAUAAAAUCAUGAAUGAGUAAUAAAAGGUCCACUGCAAUUCACACUAUUCUUAAAUUAAUGAACUGAUAAUGCAGAAAAAAGGUAUGACUUGUACACCAGAAAAUACCAAAGUGUUUUUUUUUUGUUUGUUUUUUAUAAAGCAACUUGUACGCUGGAAACCAUGGUACAUAUAUAAAUUUGAUAGACGUAACGAUCGUUAUAAUUGCAUCGCAAAGGGUUUAAAUGUUUGGGCUCUUCAUGUUGAUCACCUGACUGCAUAAAUGAUGAUGAUCAGAGCAGACACCAGUGACUUAAUGUGAGAUAUUUGUGGAAGGAUAACAAGCAGCUCCAAUGUCUGGAUGCUUUCAGUCUUAACGGUUCUGUCGUGAAUGCUGAAGUUCAGAGACGAUGGAAUGGAACCGAUGGAUCCUAUUCAACCAUAAAGUCUGAUCAGGCUGGAUCUUGGUUGCUGUUGACCAUGUGGACACAUGAAGACGUAUAACACAACUUCACCCACCUAAUAUUUCUGCGUUGUGGUUCCACCGUUAACAUGGAGACGUAAUGGACACAUUAAAAUAUAAAAUGGUCUCCCACUGUCUGCAGAUGCAGAAAAAUCCUGAAAACACUUUCUUAUAUGUAUAUAUCUUAUAUGUAAAUUUACAAAUUAAAAUUAGUCACUAAAUCCUUCAAAACAGUGGGUCUAUUUGUGACCUGUCGGAUUGAAGGGGGGGCUACUGGAAAGUAUUGUCAAACUAGUUGUGCAAAGAAUUGUUAAAUUUUUGCUCCGUGGAAAGUUGUUACUCGUUUAACACGUUUUCUUACACGAGAAACAAAAUAAGCUGAUUGUUUGUUUUCCAGAUUUUGUGGCCACAUCAUCUUUAUUUUCUUGGUAUGAAACCGAGAAGCUGCUCGUUGUCAUGGCCAAAGACGAAAUGUGCGAAUUAUUCGCCUUCUCGUCUUUUGACGGUCUCACUGUGGUGUCGGAACUGUUGGACCGCAGGCGUACGCCAGAGCCCCAACAGCAUCCUGAGCAAAGUCCGACUCUUAAUCCUGCGUUCAAGACGUUUGGCUGCAGCAGGUAUUCGUGUGCACGCCACCGCCGCCUCCGCUCAUUAAAAGCACACACACACACACACACACUCCAAAAAUAAAACAUCACCUCUUUAAUUUGUCUGCGAAAAACAUCACCUCAUCCUCUUUUCUUCUUCUUCAUCUGCUUACUUUGUUUGGUUCUUUACAUUCUUUUUUCUUCUCAUGUUGUUCAUAUUUCCUCUGAAAAAGUGGAUUCAUAAAUGAAUCAUUUAAAAAAAAAAAGAAAAAAGACGAAAAAAAAUGCUGUAAUUUUCAACGGUUGUACAUUAAUACAGAAAUAGUUACUGAGAGUUUUUAAAACCAA